CACUCACUCGACUACAACGCACCGUCCAACGGGGCAGAGAUGGCGAGCGGUUAUGGAGGAAACGAUUACUACUACACAAUGGACACCGACGAUGUGGAAUCCUCGAGCAGUAGCACGAUGUCGAGCUUGAACAGUUUAUUUUCGUUCACCAGCCCAGCGGUGAAGAAGCUGCUCGGCUGGAAGCAGGGCGACGAAGAGGAGAAAUGGGCCGAGAAGGCGGUCGACAGUUUGGUGAAAAAGCUGAAGAAACGCAAAGGUUCCAUCGAAGAGCUGGAACGGGCCCUUUCCUGUCCCGGUCAGCCCUCGAAGUGCGUCACUAUCCCGCGGUCACUGGACGGUCGACUACAGGUGUCACACCGGAAAGGCUUGCCGCAUGUCAUCUACUGUCGUGUGUGGCGCUGGCCCGAUCUGCAAAGCCAUCACGAGCUGAAGCCGCUCGAAUCGUGCCAGUAUCCGUUCAGUGCGAAACAAAAGGAUGUGUGCAUUAAUCCGUACCACUACAAGCGUGUCGAAAGUCCGGUCCUACCGCCGGUGCUGGUACCGCGUCAUUCCGAGUUUGCGCCAGGCCACUCUCUGCUACCAUUCCACCAAAUGAACGAACCGAAUAUGCCGCACAACGUCAACUACUCGAGCACGGGCUUCAACAAUUCGCAUCUGGGAGGUGGCGGUGCUGGCGGUGCCGGUAGUGGCGGCAGCGUCGGUGGCGGCGGAGGAGGUGGUAAUGGAACCGGUGGCAACGGUGGCGGCGGUGGUGCGGGGCCGAAUUCACCCAUCUCUUCGCACAUGGGACCAAACAGUCCCAUGUCGUCGGUGUCGAGCCCGGGGCCAAUCAAUUCCAAUCCUCAGAGCCCGUACGGAGCGUUGCCGGAAACUCCACCGCCAGCUUACAGUCCACCGGAGGAGGGAAACACGGGCAACCAAGACGGAAACCAGAUGGACACCUCGAAUCAGAUACAUGGCGAGGUGGCUCCCAUAAGCUAUCAGGAACAACCCUACUGGGCGAGUAUAGCGUACUACGAGCUGAAUUGUCGCGUCGGCGAAGUGUUUCAUUGCACCAACACAUCCAUCGUCGUGGACGGAUUUACAAAUCCGUCCAACAACUCGGACCGCUUCUGCCUCGGACAGCUGAGCAACGUGAAUCGAAACAGUACGAUCGAGAACACGCGACGCCAUAUCGGAAAGGGUGUGCACCUUUACUACGUUGGCGGUGUAGUGUACGCGGAGUGUCUAUCCGAUUCGGCUAUUUUCGUGCAGAGCCGCAAUUGCAACCAUCACCAUGGGUUUCAUCCGAGCACGGUGUGCAAGAUACCGCCCGGAUGUUCGCUGAAGGUCUUCAAUAAUCAAGAAUUUGCUCAGCUACUCUCCCAGUCGGUCAACCAUGGUUUCGAGGCGGUGUACGAGCUGACAAAAAUGUGCACGAUACGGUUGAGUUUCGUGAAGGGUUGGGGUGCGGAGUAUCACCGACAGGACGUCACCUCGACACCGUGCUGGAUCGAGAUUCACCUUCACGGACCACUCCAGUGGCUGGAUAAGGUUCUGAUGCAGAUGGGUUCGCCUCACAAUGCGAUCAGCUCAGUAUCGUAAAAGAAAGGAUUAAGGGGACGAUUCUCUUGCACGGACGGUCAGGACGAGAGACAGUUGCUUCACGUUGUAUCGCUCGUACUCGGGAAAGGGACGUGUGACUGUGCAUAGAAAGCUGAUUGAAACCGAAUCGGAUAUUAUCAUUCUUACAGAUUUCAAUUGUAAACGAUCCUCCGCGAAUACUGUUCUGUUCACGGGCGAAUAUAAGGAGAAUGCGUAAGGAGCAGUUGGGAGCAAAACGAACAUGCGCAAAUGCUUCCCAACAUAAACUCUUUUUCCACCCUGUGCUGUGCUCCGCUUCGCACCAUAGGAACCUUACUGCGCGAUAAACAGUGGUUGAUUACGUAUCAAACUUUUUUUUAAAUAUUGAUAAGCUACUGACACUAUAGGUGUAUGAGUAUAUUUGUCUACACGGACUAGCAUUAGGAUGUAUUGAGUUGUUUUUGCUUAGUUGCUUUAGUUUUAUAACCGAGCUAAUUUACAGCAACCCGGGUUGUAAUACUAUUGGACGAAGGGAUCUAGCGAACAAUCUGGGCCAUUUUAAGUAAUACAGAGAAAAAUCGUCUUCUCCACCUAUUGUUUUAAAAUUGUUGUUCGUCUGUUUAUGAACUGCUGCGUCCUUGGCAGUGAGCAUUGAUACUGUACAAAAGGAGUGUACUUGUUGACUAAUUCAACUCAAUAGUUCCUCAAGUAAUCAAUGCAGCCAUUCUUUACAAACCGUUUCGAUUAAAAAUGAGGAAACAAACGAAACUACUGGCCCGAAAAUGUGUGCAACAAGUGACAUUUGUGCAAUGCAGAUGCUUUACAAGUGUAUAGCAAACCAGAUAUGUAUGGAAUAGAAAGAGAUCCAUUGUAGGUUCUAAACUUUUGUGAUUUUUUCGAUGCCAUCAGCAAACUAUGUUGUAAAAGCUACAAUUGAAAGAAGCUAAGAGCAACAAAUGUAAUUUCGAAUUGACUUCCUUUUACAAUCGCACUUUGACCAGGAAAGUUUACGUGUUUUGUUCUUCAUUCUAUUUUGCUAUUUACGCCGUACAUUUAUCUUUAAGUUGAUUUAAAUUGUGUAGUUUUAUGCAGAUAAUGAACAUUUUGUUAAGCAAUAUUAAGAUGUGUUUAGUAGGUUUAGUUCAUGCAAUAUUGUUUAGGUUCAGCCUAUCGAAGUGACGUCAUAUUUUGGAAUGCUAUUUACGUGCUUUUCUUCCAUGGUAACCGGAUAGAGUAGAGUAAAUGCUCUUCGCCAAAUUACCAAUUUCGUGCUUUGCUGGACAGAAAAGAGCAUGGUCCCCGAGUACAUAGAAAAGCGUAAAAAUUUGCCUUCAGAUAAUUAUAUUCAGUAUUUCCCGUUUUAUGAUUACGAAUGUCAAAGACGAAAGUUUUAUGUGGUUUAGAACAAGCUUGCUGGAUAAGUAUGAAACAAAACCAAGAAAAACGAUACUUGGAACACGAUACUAAUGUGCGCUGAGGCCUUAUUCCGAAUGUGAACGCCUUCAAAGCUGCGAUUGAAAACGCAGCAUCACUUCGGAUAAAGUUUUUUGAAAUAUUGCUACUGUGGCCAAUACUUGUUUUUCGAUAAACUGAAACGCAGGUUCAAAAGCCUAAUCCACUUUUGCCUUCAUAUUAAAAGCACUCAGCUACAUCAAUUGCCUUAGUAAUAUGACUUUUCUGAACGGUUGCUAUAACAACGCAGAGUGCCUCGUUAAGAAUUCACAAGAACAAACCUUUGCUCGAAAGUUCGAAUCAAGCUCGUUCAAGUUUUUGUCAAGUAAAAAUGACACGCUACACCUUUUGCGAUGGAAUGACAGCAGCAACUUCGACGUCGAAACUUGAAAAAAGAAUGUGCUUUAUUAUCUUUGAAAGUAAGCUUUACUGUAAUUGCACGGUUACAAAACUGUGCCUUAUUUUAAAGGAUAGAAAAUAUAGCAAAAGUAAACCCAACCGUCUGUAUGCAUGCGAUUCAUUAAUGCGCUUGAUGAAUGCUCUAACGUUUGCACAUCACGAUUGUUUUGUAAAAUCCGUGCUUCAAGAGAUCUACAAUAGCGUAACAAGAGCGAGCAGUCGAUAGGAAUAGAUAUCUGUAGUAUUUGUACCGAUGUUUUUUUCGGAUUAGCACUACGGUCUCGUUUCACUUUACUGUAGCAAAAUUGUUUCCCUUCGUGUGUUUGUGUGCCUUGGAGUGUAUUUGCGAACUGUGUGUUGAUGUGUUGUGCAUGUGCAUAAAAGAGAAAUAAGAGUUUAUUGUCUUUUAAUUGUAGAACGAUGAAAAAUAACAAGCAAAACAAUCAAAUACAUGCAGAAUGUGGGAUAAAGAACAGCAAGAUAAACGACGACCGAAUCAAAGCAGUAUAAAUGACGAUGAAGCAGAAAAUAUAUACAAAAACAUUAAUUGCGCUCGAGGGAAGCUCAGUUAUGCAUUCGUCAUGUGGUCCACGAAUUCUAUUACGGUGAAGUGCAGAUAAAAAAAUUAAAUGAUAAAACUAACUGAAUGUUAAACUCUAUUUUGCUCACUUAGAAUAAAAUAUCUUCAAAUGAGGCUGCGGUGUGGUUGCUCGUUUGAGGAAUGAGACAUAUUUUUAGAAGUAGUACACUGCAGAAUGUAACUCAAAAGGUUAAAUAAUAGGCUCGGUUGGCAUGAUAAGUAGACAAGGGCUAAAGAGUAAAAAACAAAACAUCUAUGUAAAACACGCAGCACAGACUUGCAGACAUACAUAUAAACACUUUAACAUUGCCGUUAGAUUAAAGAAAAUAGCUACAGAACCACUUGUUGGGCACCAGACGGAAAAAUAGAGCGAAUAAAAAACGACGGGAUCCGAUGACGAAAACAGAUUUAUAAAGACAAUUCACUUCUCAAAAGCUUUUCUCGAAGCCUCGCCAGCGAUGUUGAUUACUGAUUUGCCAGAGUAAAUUGGGCAUUUUAUGAUUCGAAUCCUGUUUUGCUUUCACGGGAAACUUUCACAAUGCCAUAAAACAGAAAUCACAUACUAUGAAUGAAGUUAUCAUGCAAACAAAAUCGGCGAACGAACAGGAGAAUGGUGCAACAAAACCAGCAAUAGGCAUAAAUCUAGUGGCAACUACAAAUCAGCCAUGCGAACGAAUAAAUGAGAAAAACCAGCCUCAAAAGAAGAGUUCUUUUAACUUAAGAAUAAUCAAGGCUGACGUUCACAAAAAAACUCGCCGAAAGCGCUCUCCUUUAUCAUCAUAUUAAAUCAAGAUAGAAGACUCAAUCUAACUCGUUGCAGUUAGCACGUUCGUAAGUUCGACAUUUGAUAGGCGCCUAGCCUGCAGUAGAACAAAUCAUCGAUAUGACUUUCAUUCGAACCGGUGUAUUCCACAGAUUCACCAAGCAAUCCAUUCGCACCCUAUAUACGCAAUACUGCCCGUUCUUUCUUACGUAAUGAUAUGGCAAGCCGUAAAUAAUUGAGGUGGAAAGUGAAGGUUAUGUACUAAUUUCCUUUCGCUACCUAAGCUAUAUUCUUACUAUCACGGUGCCAUGAUGCAGUGGACAAGAGAAGAAGAAGAUAUGCCGGUUUACAUCCUCCACCUUACACGUGCAUCCCGUUGAUCUCAAGAAACAUGGAAAUUUAUUAUGUUUUUCUAAGGCCAUCCAGGGCCAGCUGUUUGUAACAGGAGUAUCUAGUUACAGACAACUGAGUUUGUUUUCGAACAGUCGAUCACACUUGUCAGAGCGUUUAGAACUAGACAUCCCUUUUAUUCGACGAUAUCUUCCACUGCAAGACUUUCGUCGGAAUAAAUGUAUAAUUAAGAAACUCUCUCGCCGUACGCCUACGACAAAUGGCCAUGAGGCACGCGACAGAAUGCUCAUCUCCCAUCAAUCAUUCGUAUGUUCCAGCUCCAUUUAGAUUUUAUAAUCAGCAAAUGAUGGUAAAAUAUAAAAAUUUUGUUUGUACACUGUGGCAUAUGGAUCACCACCAUCCCGCGAAUUGAGAAGCGUUAAGGAAUAGAAAGAUUAUCGUUACAAACAAAACUAUGCUACCACAGCCUCGGGGCCUGAUGUAGUAUGAUUUAUGUUUAGUUAAGUUCUCGUCUCACUGGCAGGCUAGGUUCUUGGAGUGCGAAAUAUCAAUAAGAAAAACUGAUACAAAGUGGGACAGAGUAAACGAAAACAGAAGAAAUAUCGAAAAAUAAACCACAUGUGCGCGCGCUCGUAUGCUAAGAAUGAAAUAAAUAAAAUC
This is a messenger RNA of Anopheles cruzii, 5768 nucleotides long. It is a transcript of the gene Mad, whose product is annotated as protein mothers against dpp. NCBI's taxonomy places the organism in Eukaryota, Metazoa, Arthropoda, Insecta, Diptera, Culicidae. The transcript is spliced from 3 exons. The record is from RefSeq and is a predicted model, not a curated record. Gene Ontology annotation, cellular component: heteromeric SMAD protein complex. Gene Ontology annotation, molecular function: RNA polymerase II cis-regulatory region sequence-specific DNA binding; DNA-binding transcription factor activity, RNA polymerase II-specific; I-SMAD binding. The coding region runs from base 40 to 1584 and encodes 514 amino acids. Gene Ontology annotation, biological process: SMAD protein signal transduction; cell differentiation; anatomical structure morphogenesis.